AUUUAUGUACACUCCGACCACUAACCACACCGGUGUCUCACUCUCACCGCAGAAAUUAGAGAGAGAGAGAGAGAGAGAGAUUUCAUAUGCAGGCAUGCGGCUACACAGCGCUGGGGCCUACCUCCUUCGACGGUGGCGGUCGUCCCAAAUUCAGUGUUCGAUGGAGUCGCCGUCGUCCAAUCACAGCUUCCGCUCCCCUCAACCACACUCACUACGACGUCCUCGGCCUUUUACCUAACGCUUCCUCCUCUGAAAUCAAGAAGGCCUACCGUCUUCUCGCUCUCAAGUAUCAUCCUGAUGUUAAUAAGGAAGUCGGAGCUGAUGAGGAUUUCAAGAGCGUCAGACUUGCUUAUGAAGUACUGAUCAAUGAAUCAACAAGAAGUGCGUAUGACAGAGCUCUCCGUUAUCAACCUAGUAGCAGAAGGCCAUUAGGGGAUGAGUGGUCCGUCAGCCAAGAAUACGAUGAUGGGCUGAGACUGUACAGAUGGCGUAAAAUGCAGUGGGACAAGUAUUGGGAGAAACAUAAGAUUGAGGAAGAGGAGGACGAUGAAGAUGAGGAAAGAGAAUCCUUGUUCGAAGUUGUUAGAUCAGCAUUCCUGUGUGUGUUUCUGAUGCAAACAGUUGGGGUGCAUCUAUCUCUCACAUUUAGUAGCUUUAUGGCUCUGGUGGACCGAAAUCUGGAUGCGGGAUAUAAAUUUGGGUAUUUGAUAGCAUGGAUGAUAGGUGGAAGGGGUGGGGUUUUAUUAUCGAUUUUCUUGUCAUUUGCGAGUUGGGUGUGUGGGAAAAGGAGCAGCGGUGUAGUUGCUCUUGUAGUUGUUGCAGUGUGGUUUGGUUCAAGGUGUGCUCCAAUUCCACAAGGUGCUCUUCUCACACUUCUCUACAUGUCAAUCAAGCUGCACAUUGAUCUAAACUAACCUGCCUAAUUCUGCUAUAUCCUUUGCAAUGGAUAUACACAUUUUAUAUAUAAUAUAUUUUUUUU
Messenger RNA from Salvia hispanica, 979 nucleotides. RefSeq lists its product as uncharacterized. Gene Ontology annotation, biological process: protein refolding. The record is from RefSeq and is a predicted model, not a curated record. Gene Ontology annotation, cellular component: cytoplasm. Lineage: Eukaryota; Viridiplantae; Streptophyta; Magnoliopsida; Lamiales; Lamiaceae.